AUGGCAAGGGGGGAGACGAAAUUCGCAGAGAGCUCAGGCAAGAAGAUUGUCCAGGAUUGUCAAUUCGAAGAACAGAAGGCUAAUUUUCUUACCCUUAAAUUAGCUUCUCUUUCAUCCACUGAAGGAAUCCCCAUCGUUCGCCGAGGGGUUGGAGUAGAAGAGCGGAGACAGUCUUCUCUCGCGAAAAUGGCCGCCGAGACGGAGGAGGAUCUCAUCCUCAAGGGCUUCUUCGCUGAGGUCAGUGAGGUUGAGAGGGACAACGAGGUCAUCAGGAUACUUGCCUGCUUCAAGUUGAAUCCUUUUGAGCACCUGAACUUAUCUUUUGACUCAUCACCUGAAGAAGUUAAAAAACAAUAUAGGAAGUUGUCACUGAUGGUUCACCCGGAUAAAUGCAAGCAUCCUCAGGCUAAGGAGGCUUUUGGAGCAUUAGCAAAAGCUCAACAAUUAUUGCUUGAUCCUCAGGAAAGGGAGUAUCUCCUAAGUCAAAUUAAUGCUGCAAAAGAAGAGCUAAGGGCAAAGAGGAGAAAAGAGUUGAAGAAAGACAAUGCUUCUAAGAUAAAAUCACUGGUUGAUGAGGGAAAAUAUGAACAUCAAUAUGAACAAUCACCAGAAUUUCAGCAGCAGUUAAAAAUGAAAGUGAGGGAUAAUUUGACUGGGCAAGAGUGGCGACGGAGAAAAAUGCAGAUGCGGAUAUCAGAAGAGGAAGGAAGACUUAAGAAGGAUGAGGAAGAAACUAAGGAGAUGUGGAAAAGGAAGCGUGAGCAUGAGGAACAAUGGGAAGAAACAAGAGAGGGACGGGUUUCUAGCUGGAGAGAUUUUAUGAAGACUGGGAAGAAGGGCAAAAAGGGUGAAAUCCGACCCCCAAAACUCAAAACGGAGGAUCCAAACAAAUCAUAUGUGCAAAGGCCUGUAAAGCGGGAAUGAUACAGUUCCUGUGCGUACUCAGCUCCUAUAAAGUUUGAGAACCAAAUAUUAUGAGGGGGACAAACAUGACAGCCAAGUUUGUUAAGGUAUAUCACUAGGGGUCAAUUGAAGAUUUAAGUUUCAUUUUGAGCCUUUUCGCUUUGUGAAGGCUUUGUACAUUUAAACCUGAUUGUCUGUGAUAAUUAUUAUCUGGAAAAAGGCAACAAAAAUGUUCAUCUUGGAGGCAGGUUCUCUGCAUAGAAACAUACAUGAAAUGCCAAGGUUAGUCAAUGCCUUAUCAAUUCAGUUU
Dioscorea cayenensis subsp. rotundata (Guinea yam) is the source of this 1213-nucleotide messenger RNA. RefSeq names its product dnaJ homolog subfamily C member 8. The record is from RefSeq and is a predicted model, not a curated record. NCBI's taxonomy places the organism in Eukaryota, Viridiplantae, Streptophyta, Magnoliopsida, Dioscoreales, Dioscoreaceae. The transcript has 10 exons. Bases 1 to 924 code for a protein of 307 amino acids.